AUGUCUCAAGGUGGGGGACUCCUCGGCGGACUCGUCGGCGCACUCGAUAACACUCUCACAGGCGGCGCCCAAGCCAAUGGACAAGGCGGCUUACUCGGCGGAGUUGGUGGUGCUCUCGGCAAGACAACAGAAGGACUCGGAAAUACAUUGAACACUACUCUUAACGGCGUUGGCGAUGUAGCUGGUGGUGCUACCAACACUGUUGGAAAUGUUGCUGGCGGAGCUACUGGUACUUUGGGUGGUGCACUUGGAGGUGUCACUGGUGGUGGAAGCGGAGGAAGUGGUGGUCAACAAUUGAACGCCUGGGGAGAACCAAUCAAGAAGUAA
Molecule: messenger RNA, 327 nt
Organism: Botrytis cinerea B05.10
Lineage: Eukaryota; Fungi; Ascomycota; Leotiomycetes; Helotiales; Sclerotiniaceae
Exons: 1
Coding region: 1-327 (108 amino acids)
Source: RefSeq, a predicted model, not a curated record